Molecule: messenger RNA, 1073 nt
Organism: Ornithodoros turicata
Lineage: Eukaryota; Metazoa; Arthropoda; Arachnida; Ixodida; Argasidae
Exons: 2
Coding region: 85-912 (275 amino acids)
Source: RefSeq, a predicted model, not a curated record
GCGCCAUUCCUACCGUGCCGUUCCCGUGACCAUCACCGUCUCAUUAUCCUCUGGCUACACUGGAGCGCUGGAAGAAACUCGGGCAUGACGUUGUACUACUACGCCGGUUAUCCUGAACCAUCUCAUUACAACUACCACGCCUACGACAGAGCAGGGGCCCACGUCAGCGUCAAAGCGUACGCCCCCUUCCUUGACACAGAUGGCAGUAGCGUUGAUGCCGGCUAUCCUCAAGCGACGACCAGUGCCCACCCGACGCCGAUCCAACAACUUCCAGAAGAACCAUUGGAGCAACUAAGUACGUAUAGAGCCCGUUCACCUUCACUGUAUCGGGAACCUCCUGGCCCGGCUGCUGACGUUCUGCCCCCGGUGACGCCCUACAUUCCAGAAUACGGGCCAUUCGGCACUGAGUGGAGCAUCGGACGCGUUGAAGAGCAAGGCUACGAGUUCCAGAAAAAUGUCGGUGGAAUGUUUCUGGUGGAAGGGGACGUGUACCCCGCCCGAGAACCUCUCGUGCCAGCGGUUCCUCCAGUCGUGGUAACGGCACCGCUAGUAGGAGCGCCCCCACAACAUGCUCCAGAAACACGAGGGCAUGACGUCGGCUGCUGUUAUCUACUCAUCGCGCUGGCCAUCUUCGUUACCGUUUGCGGCGCCACCAUGUAUAUCUUGAUAAAACUCGCGGAUCUACUCGUCGAAUGGAGGAGAAGCACAUCGAUCGACCAAAGCGUACGAUUCGCCUUUCAUGUGACGCGCGGUAAUGAGAGAACGCGCCCUCGAGUACUCGUCGAGAAUAAGAUUCUGGAAGAUGCUUCGGUCAAUGACUACACUGGCAGGAAUACGACCGAGGACGCCCUAUAUGGACUGGUAAUGUCGUGGAGUAGUAUGGCCAAGCCGUCCGUGAAUGAUACCAAUUGACCUCUUCCAUAACGGAACACAACGCCGGCCAAGCCACGACAUGGAGGACCAGCUUCUGCAUGACUUCCGUCGCAUUCGAUCGCAUUCUAUACUUUCUUGCCGCCAAGAACGCGAUCCAUUUUGCCUUUGGUUUCAGGCAAUAAAUACAUGUGGUUAUAUUA